CAGAAAGUGUAUACAUCCAAGAAUUCUAUGUCUAACUAAAAAAUCAUCUUACAAAUAUCAAAAAUAUUGUAUUAAAAAUCAAAGUGUAGUGUUUAAUAAAAACUGAUUCAAAAUGGUACCAAUGCCUAAAAAACGUGCAAAUCCAAAUAUAUUAGUGACAGGUACACCUGGUGUUGGUAAAUCUACGUUAUGUCGUACAUUGGCUACAGAAACUGGAUUAAAUUGGUUGGAUGUGUCGAAAUUAGCUAAAGAACAAAAUUUUUUGGAGGAGUUUGAUGAGGAAUAUAAGUGUCCCGUUUUGGAUGAAGAACGGCUAUUGGAUUACAUGGAACCGAUAAUGGCCGACGGUGGAAAUAUCGUCGAUUAUCACAGCAGUGAAUUCUUCCCAGAACGUUGGUUCGAUGUCGUUUUUGUUUUACGCACAAAUAACACAGUGCUCUACGAUCGUUUGGCAAGCCGUGGAUAUUCUGGGAAAAAAUUGGAAGACAACAUAUCCUGUGAAAUAUUCCAAACAGCUUUAGAGGAAGCCACUUCAUCAUACUCACCGGAUAUUGUUGUUGACAUGGAGAGCAACACUCAACAACAGUUGGAGGAUAAUGCAAUCUGUAUUAUCGGUUGGGUACAUUGGUGGCGAUUAAAUAAUAACGAUUGAUCUAACGACUUAUCCCUCCGAUAUUUUUAUUAAAAAAUUAAUGUAACAUAAC
Molecule: messenger RNA, 704 nt
Organism: Chrysoperla carnea
Lineage: Eukaryota; Metazoa; Arthropoda; Insecta; Neuroptera; Chrysopidae
Gene: Ak6
Product: adenylate kinase isoenzyme 6 homolog
Exons: 3
Coding region: 113-652 (179 amino acids)
Cellular component (GO): cytoplasm; nucleus
Molecular function (GO): ATP hydrolysis activity; AMP kinase activity; ATP binding
Source: RefSeq, a predicted model, not a curated record